AUGGCAAGCAUGAAGUGGUCAUCAUCAUUCGCUGUGGUCAUGCUCUUGCUUAUCGUAGCCCACGUCACAAAGACUGUGGCUCAAAACACUUGCGCCUCGUCACUGGGGAACUUCAAUGUUUGUGCACCCUAUGUUGUUCCUGGUCUCAGCCCCAACCCCAGCCCGCCAAGCCCUGCCUGCUGUGGGGCCCUUCGAGAAGUGGACCAUGACUGCAUCUGCAACACACUCAGAAUCGCCGCCCGUAUUCCCGCCCUCUGCAACCUUCCUCCACUUACUUGUGCAAACUUACAAACCGGGACCGUGCAUCCCUAA
Molecule: messenger RNA, 312 nt
Organism: Striga hermonthica
Lineage: Eukaryota; Viridiplantae; Streptophyta; Magnoliopsida; Lamiales; Orobanchaceae
Source: the annotation of a GenBank genome assembly